This is a messenger RNA of Psammomys obesus (fat sand rat), 1124 nucleotides long. It is a transcript of the gene Ebna1bp2, whose product is annotated as EBNA1 binding protein 2. The transcript has 9 exons. Bases 91 to 1011 code for a protein of 306 amino acids. Lineage: Eukaryota; Metazoa; Chordata; Mammalia; Rodentia; Muridae. Gene Ontology annotation, cellular component: nucleolus; nuclear periphery; preribosome, large subunit precursor. The record is from RefSeq and is a predicted model, not a curated record. Gene Ontology annotation, biological process: ribosomal large subunit biogenesis; rRNA processing.
GCUGGAGCAGGGGGGAAAAGUUACAGGCGCUGGUGCAGCUUGUGGGCACGUGUAGCGGUGGCCGAACCUCGCGGGUCCGGAGGACGCGAGAUGGACACCCCUCCGCUCUCAGGCUCGGACUCGGAGUCGGACGAGUCCCUGGUGUCAGACCGGGAGUUGCAGGAUGCGUUUUCCCGCGGACUCCUGAAGCCAGGUCUCAACGUUGUGCUAGAGAGGCCGAAGAAGGCGGUGAAUGACGUGAAUGGCCUGAAGCAGUGCUUGGCUGAAUUCAAACGGGAUCUGGAGUGGGUUGAAAGGCUGGAUGUGACCCUGGGUCCAGUGCCGGAAGUCGGUGAAACUCAGUCAACACCCCAGAACAAGGACCAGAAGAAAGGUGUUAAUCCAGAAGACGACUUCCAGAGGGAAAUGAGUUUCUACCGUCAGGCCCAGGCUGCAGUGCUUGCUGUGUUACCCCGACUCCAUCGGCUUCAAGUCCCCACAAAGCGGCCCACCGAUUAUUUUGCAGAAAUGGCCAAGUCUGAUCAGCAGAUGCAAAAGAUUCGACUGAAGCUGCAGACUAAACAGGCUGCCAUGGAGAAAUCUGAAAAGGCCAAGCAACUUCGAGCGCUUAGGAAAUAUGGAAAGAAGGUACAAACUGAGGUCCUUCAGAAGAGGCAGCGGGAGAAAGCACAUAUGAUGAAUGCCAUCAAGAAGUACCAGAAAGGCUUCUCUGAUAAGCUGGAUUUCCUUGAGGGCGACCAGAAGCCUGUUGAACGCCGUGCAAAGCCAGGAGCUAAAGGCCAGCAGACGAAUAAAGGGCCCAAUGCCAAGCGAAGGUACAAAAACCAGAAAUUUGGUUUUGGUGGAAAGAAGAAAGGCUCCAAAUGGAACACUCGAGAGAGCUAUGAUGAUGUCUCCAGCUUCCGAGCCAAGGUGGCUCAUGGCAAGGGUCCCAGGAGGCCUGGGAAGAAAGGGGCAAAUAAGAGACCUGGAAAACGAACAAGACAGAAAAUGAAGAGCAAAACCCACUGAACAGUAUCGUCGUCUGUAGAGAACCAAGGAAAAGGGGGAUGUACAGACUGUAACACAUUCAGAGCUUUUUGUAGAGAAUUAUUUUAAUAAAUUAAAUUUAGAAAUGAAAGAUA